ACUUUGCAUUUCUCUCAAUCGCGCUUUCUCAGACUCUGCUCCUUUUUUUUUUCCUUCCUUCCUUUCUUCUUGGAAUCAUUUGCCGAUGACUGACACACAAACCACAACACCAGCAACAGCGGUUGCAGACUCGGCGUUGUGGCACCAAAACAAGCCGGUUGUCCACACGGGCUGGCUCGUCAAGCAGGGCGGCAGGCGGAAGAACUGGAAGCGCCGCUGGUUUGCCAUUUCGGCCAACCAGAUCUUUUACUUUAAAGAUCCCAAGGACGCUGUGCCGCUGGCUGCCAUUCAGCUGUUUGGAAACGAGGUGCGUGUCAUUCCCGAGUCUCAGGAGCCCCGCAAGCGAUUCUGCUUUGAGAUCAUUCCAGGCGGCGAGACCAAGACCAUGAUGACAGACAACCAUCGCACAUUCAUCAUGUAUGCCGCCACCAAGCCCGAGAUGGAAACAUGGCUGUCGUACAUUCGCAAGGAGUGCUAUGCGCCUCGUGGAGGUGGCAUGUUUGGCACGGAUUUGGCCGCGACGCUGGAGCGCGAGGGCCGCACGGACGACCAAGUGCCCAUGGUUGUCGAAAAGACCCUCAACUACCUGGUGCAGUUCGGCUUGAAAGAGGAAGGCCUGUUCCGCAAAUCGGGACUCGCCGCUCGUAUCAACAAGCUCAAGGAGCAGUUCGCUAAAGGCGAAAACCCCGAGCUGGACGGCGAAGCAGAUGUUCACGUUGGCGCUGCCCUCUUCAAAAUGUACCUCCGAGAGCUUCCAGAGCCGCUUCUAACCUUUCAACACCACGGCGAGUUUAUCGCUGCAGCGCAGAUUUACACGGACAAUGCCGCCACUACAGACCAUGCUACUCUACUCGUGCCCGUUCGGGCGCUAUUGAGUAAACUGCCACCUUGCAACGUCACUCUUCUGCGAUUUUUGUGUCAAUUCCUGCGGCAGGUGUUGGUCCACGAAGCAAGCAAUCGCAUGGGCAUUGACAACUUGGCCACCGUGUUUGGCCCAUGUCUGUUGCGCGACCGCCAAAACCACGACGAUCCUCUCACGCAGCUCGGCUUGUCGAAAAUGAUCAAUGUGGUCGUCAAAAUGUUUCUGCAAGAGUUUGACAUCCUGUUCUCUGAUCUCAGCGUCCCAAAGGCUCUUCCCCGGAGCACGUCUUGGCGCAAGACCACCCUGAUUGAAGCAGACUUGUCCGACGACUCGGACGACGAGGACGCAACCGCGCGCGACAGACGCAGUGGUCGUGUCAGGCGAGAGAGCUCGCAAGCAGAGUCAAGUCCCACGUCCCCGACGCCAUUGUCCCCUGGCCCCUCGUCCGCCAGUCCCUUCCUCCAGCCUGAUGCGUUUCCAGUGCAGCAUUCAAACACUGUGCGUGCAUCGGUCGCCGAGGUAGCAGAGUCGCGCGUCAAAGACCUCGAAGCCAAGGUUGCCAACUUGGAAGAGCGACUCAAAAUGGCGGAAAUCAGGUAUCUCGAAGAAUGGCAGACACGCCAACAUCUGGAGCUCGUUUCAGCAGAGCUCCAGCGGAAGCUCAAGGACUACGAGGAGAAGGACGGCUUGAAAUCAGCGUCGUCGUGAACAAGCACACACAAAAACAACUGUACACAGGACUGACAGCUCGGCCGCAGGCGGCAACAAGCAGUUUUUUUUUGUAUUUCCUUUCCCUCCCCCCCCCACUCCGGCUAAUGUAUCUUUCCAACAAGCUAACAAGCUUUGUGAUGUUGUGUACUUGUCUCUUUGUCAGUUUUCAUGAGCUCAACUCCUGGCGAGUGUGAAGAGUGAAUUUUUGCCUGAUAUCCUUUGUCUGUGUUGUUUUGUUUUGUUAAGAAGAAUCAAACCGUCCAACAGC
This is a messenger RNA of Capsaspora owczarzaki ATCC 30864, 1841 nucleotides long. Its product is annotated as rho GTPase activating protein. Lineage: Eukaryota; Filasterea; Ministeriida; Capsasporidae. The record is from RefSeq and is a predicted model, not a curated record. Bases 86 to 1570 code for a protein of 494 amino acids. Gene Ontology annotation, biological process: regulation of GTPase activity; signal transduction. Gene Ontology annotation, cellular component: cytoplasm. The transcript is spliced from 7 exons.